ACGUUAGAGCGGGCCCCCACAAUUCCCUAUGCUUCUUCUUUCUUUAUUAUCGUACUCUCUGUUCACUGCUCAAGGAGCAGCUCUAAAAGCUUCUCUCUCUUCUGAGUUCCAGAUCUCAAAACCCUAGCCAGUGCGAUUCAUUUAAGGUUGCAUUGAGCUCUAAAUGGCUGUCACAGAAACAAAGGAUUCAUUAGCUGGUGAACCUACCUGUGGUUCUUUACUGCAGCAAUUGCAGGUAAUAUGGGACGAGGUUGGUGAGAGUGAUGAGGAACGUGAUAAAAUGCUACUACAACUUGAGCAAGAAUGUUUGGAUGUUUAUAGGAGGAAAGUAGAUCAGGCUUCAAAGUCAAGGGUGCAACUUCUCCAGGCUUUGGCUGAUUCGAGAGCCGAGCUUGCUGGACUUCUUUCUUCCCUGGGAGAAAAGACCUAUAUCGGUGUACCUGAAAAAUCAACUGGCACGAUUAAGGAGCAGCUUGCAGCUAUUUCACCAGCCCUGGAACAAUUACGUGAACAGAAAGAGGAAAGGAUUAAGGAAUUUAUUGACACACAGUCACAAAUUCAUAAAAUAUGUUGUGAAAUUGCGGGAAGUGAAAAGAAUUGUGAGCAGCUGGUGACACCAUCAGUUGAUGAGGGUGAUUUGUCACUCAAGAAAUUGGAUGAGUUCCAGUCACAUCUUCAAGAACUGCAGAAGGAAAAGAGUGACAGGUUGCACAAGGUUCUAGACUUUGUGAGCACUGUUCAUGAUCUUUGUGCUGUUCUAGGGAUGGAUUUCUAUUGUACAAUAACUGAAGUUCAUCCUACUCUAGAUGAUUCUAUCGGUGUGCAAUUCAAGAGCAUAAGCAAUGAUACUUUGUCAAAACUUGCGCAAACAGUUGAGUCACUUAAAGAAGACAAAAGGAUGAGAUUACAGAAGCUCCAAGAAUUAGCUGCUCAGCUUUGUGAUCUUUGGAAUCUUAUGGAUACGCCUGAGGAAGAACGGAGUUUGUUUGAUCAUGUCACAUGUAAUAUUUCUGCUUCAGUAGACCAGGUUGUAGUUCCUGGUGCUCUUGCCCUCGAUCUGAUUGAGCAGGCUGAAGUGGAAGUUGAAAGGCUAGAUGACCUGAAGGCUAGUAAGAUGAAGGAAAUAGCUCUGAAGAAACAGAGUGAACUUGAAGAGAUAUAUGCCCGUGCUCACAUAGAUAUAGAUUCUGUUUCUGAACAAGAUAAAAUAAUGGUCCUUAUCGAUUCUGGAAAUGUUGAACCUUCAGAAUUACUAGCUAACAUGGACAAUCAGAUACUAAAAGCCAAAGAAGAGGCAUUAAGCAGAAAAGAAAUUUUGGAGAAGGUCGACAAAUGGAUGUCAGCAUGUGAAGAAGAGAGCUGGCUUGAAGACUACAAUAGGGAUGACAACCGGUAUAACUCAAGCAGGGGUGCACACCUGAACCUCAAGCGGGCAGAAAAAGCUCGAAUUUUGGUUAAUAAAAUUCCAGCUCUUGUUGAUACUUUGGUGGCAAAGACCCGUACAUGGGAAGAGGACCGUGGCUUGUCGUUCACAUAUGAUGGUGUUCCUCUUCUAGCGAUGCUGGAUGAAUAUGCCAUGCUCAGACACGAGAGAGAGGAAGAGAAGCGAAGGAUGCGGGACCAGAAGAAAUUCCAAGAGCAGCAAAUGAGCACAGAACAUGAAGUUGCAUUUACCACAAGGCCUACCGCUAGUCCUAGCCGAGCGCUUGGCCCAAAGAAGGUCGUUGGACCUCGAGCAAAUGGAGCGGCAGCAAAUGGUACCCCCAACCGAAGAUUAUCCCUCAACAGCAAUGGCUCUCGAUCAAUGGGCAAGGACAGCAAGAAAGAGAACCGGACAGCAGCCCCUGCGAAUUUUGUGGCCAUUUCUAAAGAGGACGCUGCUUCUCAUGUUUCUGCGACUGAUUCAUCCCCAAUUUCACCGUGAGGUUUAUUAAUGUUGCCUAACUGUUGUAGUAUUGAUUAAGUGUUGUGGUAGGGAUCAGAACCUUGAGAAUCUCGAGUUAUUAAGCACUGGGGGCUAAUUAAUAACCGUAGUAUUGGUUAAGUGUUUAUGUAUUAGGUUAAAGAACUUCGAGAUGAGUUAUGUAGGCGCUGGAGGGUAGUUAAUAACGAGGUUAAGUUGUGUAUUGACUUGAUGUGAGGUCUCUGAUUUUGUUGCCUCUUGGCUCUUCGAGUUUGUUCAUUAUAGUAGUAGUUUUAAUCUGUUAUCUG
Asparagus officinalis (garden asparagus) is the source of this 2211-nucleotide messenger RNA. RefSeq names its product 65-kDa microtubule-associated protein 1-like. Bases 164 to 1924 code for a protein of 586 amino acids. Lineage: Eukaryota; Viridiplantae; Streptophyta; Magnoliopsida; Asparagales; Asparagaceae. Gene Ontology annotation, cellular component: cytoplasm; spindle. The record is from RefSeq and is a predicted model, not a curated record. Gene Ontology annotation, molecular function: microtubule binding. Gene Ontology annotation, biological process: microtubule cytoskeleton organization. The transcript has 10 exons.